CCCGCCAUAACUGCGAUUUGUAAAUAAAGAAAAAUGUGGUAAACACAGAACCUAUACACAGCAGUCUUAAUCCCCUGGAGGAAUUAACAGAACAGCAGCACCAUGGGAUUUGGAUUUGGCAUUGCAUGUGUGUGUCGACGUCAUAUGUUUGGUCUGUUUAAGUUCCAACAUCAACGGUUUAUGUCAAAUUAUUCAACAUGUUCAAUGACAAUGAAUGAAUGUCUUUCAAAAGUACAAGAUUUCCAAUUUAGUCCAUAUCUGUUAAAACAUUGCACAAUGGGGACAUCAUUUUCUGAGGCUAUCGUGAAACCAGUCGAGUGGGUGGCUGAUGAGAAUGGAAAUUUGAGAAAUCCAGAAUCCAUUCCAGAAGAUUUAAUGUCAUCAUAUAUAUCUUACAGAGUGAAUUUCAAAGACUUGUUUGCAGAUGGGUUUCACAUGUUAAGCAAUAGUGAAAGCCUUGGACGAAUCUAUCAACUAGCUCCACUGUUUCAUUUUUUGCGCAAAAAAGAUUACCAUGAAAAAUGUCUUCGUAAGGCAUUACAAGAACAUAGAGACAGGAAAAAAUUCACAGAGUCGCAAAUAUCCAUGUUGCUGGCAAUUCAUCUUCUGUCACAACUGGUUUUCCCAACUGAUGAUCCAGGUUUGACAGACACUUCUAUCCCAUUGCCAUAUAUCAUGUCCAAUGAUGUUCCAGAUAAAGUUGUAAGCUGUCCCUGCGGCUGUGGUAGAACAGUGUUUUAUGGAAAUACAGGAAUUGGAACUACAGCUUUAUGGUAUGGAAACCCAGACAUACUGGUGUUCCCAAAUGGUGGUGUUUGUGGUAUUUCAAGUUCCCCAGUGAAAGAUUUCUCAGAGUUUGACAUUUUGAAUGAAGAAAAUGAACUGCUAGAUGAGGUAGAAACAGAACUUUCAUCUCUACGGCAUAUGAAAAGUAUUCGUCAGUUUACAGCCCAAGCAAUUACUUUUUCAUUUUACCAAGCAUCAAUCCAAGAACAAAACAGCAGGAGCAGUGACCAUGGUGACAGCUUUGUAUCUCUCAUACCAACAAUUGCUAUUAGUGAAAAAGGUUUUGAUGUUUAUAUGUAUGAUAGUGUGAAUGAAAUAUUUUUUAGAAAUUGUGGUGACUCUCUUCCAUUGUGGAAUGAACAAUUACCAACUCACCAUAAUGCAACAAUCAACAUUUCCUCAGUUGUCACCCUUUGGAUGUUAAUUCACCAUCUCACGUUAAAACCAGCAGUUACCCCAGCACAUGUUUCUUUGUUUGGAGGAUCAGCUUCAUUAGGACUUGAUAAGGAACAGAUACAAGAAAUAAAAAGGACAAUUACAAUGUCAAAGGAUUUCCCAGUACCUGAUCUACAUGAAAAACUAAAUCUUACAAAAAAGAAAACUGUCUGAAAUACAGUACAUAAAGCAUGAUAGACUAUAACUGCAUUUUCAGGUUAUCCAGAACUUAUUGAUUGAAGUUUAGUUGUUUUAUUCAAAUUCCAGCAUGCCUACUAAAAAAGUACAUGCUGUGGACAAGCUAUUAUCUACAUUAUGAUGAUUUGGUGCAAAUUACAAAUGUCAAAAUUGUAGUUUUUUACUGCUUAUGAUAUCCUUUAUUUUAAUAUGAUACUCUAAAAAAAUAAAAAUGUCAGUCUAUUGCUGAAUUUGAAUUU
Messenger RNA from Mytilus trossulus (common blue mussel), 1658 nucleotides. RefSeq lists its product as uncharacterized. The coding region runs from base 103 to 1395 and encodes 430 amino acids. NCBI's taxonomy places the organism in Eukaryota, Metazoa, Mollusca, Bivalvia, Mytilida, Mytilidae. The transcript has 3 exons. The record is from RefSeq and is a predicted model, not a curated record.